AUGGGUGAUCACAACAAUAUGGAUGACCUCACUGCUGCAUUGGCACUCAUUCAACAACAAAUGCAGAAUCAGCAACAGCAGAUGCAGCAAACCAUCCAAAAUCAGCAACAAGCUUCUCAGGAACAAGCAGCCGAGAACGCCACACGAGAGGAGCGUGGUGCUCUUAUUGGGGAGCGAAACCUUCCGCGGAACUUCGCUACAAACCGCUCUCCCAUCAACCCUCCACCCUGUACUCGACAAGAUUAUGAGAUCAAACCUGCAGUGAUAGGUCUGGUACAGAAGAGCACAUUCAGCGGCCUCACUUCAGACAUACCAAUGGACCACAUAGAGGCCUUUGAGAGGAUUUGCAAUUUUUCUCGCUCUAAUGGAGUGCCACCGGAUUAUGUCAAAUGCACGCUGUUCCCAUUCUCUCUCGAAGGAAAAGCUUCUCGUUGGCUGCAAUCUCUCCCAACCGGUUCUUUAACCUCAUGGGACCAGAAAUCUGAUGAACCUUUCCAUGAAGCUUGGGAAAGGUACAACGGGUACCAGAGAGAGUGCCCACACCAUGGGUUUGAUGACGAUUAUAUAUUGGAGGUGUUCUACGAUGGAGUAAGCUAUGAGUUCGAGAUUGAUGAGUUGCUAAAGAAGCCGAUGUUGGAUGGGCAGACCUUUGAGGUUGAUGAAGGGAUUGAUCAACUCCAACCUCGAGAAGGAAUGAUCGAGGAGAUUCUUACCGAAGACCCACUGGAGCUUGCACUAGUGCGAGCCGAGGCCGAGCAGAGUGUCGUGAACAUUGAUGCAGAUGGGUAUGCCAAGAUGCUUGACUCCGCAAGGAGUAUGGGAAGAAUGGUAGCAAGUUUAAGUCUGGGGGAGGAGAGCAACAGGGUCGAAACCACUCCAUCUAGAGCGACCCUUACACCGAACUCGCCUGUUCUGUCGAACCAACCAGAGGAUCCCUGGAGCGAGCUUAAAGCUCCCAAGGUUGAGCUAAAACCCCUUCCCAAGGGGCUCAGACAUGGCAAGGAUGGCUUGUUCAGAAGGUGUGUUCCAGAGGCAGAUAUUCCAGGAAUCCUACAUCACUGCUAUGGUUCAUCUUACGCAGGCCACUUCGCUACAUUCAAAACGGUUUCCAAAAUCCUUCAAGCAGUCGAUUUCAUGGGACCAUUCCCUUCGUCCUUCAAGAACGAGUACAUCCUCGUCGCCGUUGACUAUGUAUCUAAGUGGGUAGAAGCGAUAGCAAGCCCUACUAAUGAUGUAAAAGUGUCGACUAAGAUGUUCAGCUCCAUCAUCUUUCCGAGGUUUGGAGUGCCUCGAGUCGUCAUUAGCGAUGGUGGAACACACUUCAUCAACAAGGCAUUUCAGGGCCUCUUGAAAAAGAAUGGAGUGAAGCACAAGGUGGCAACCGCUUAUCAUCCACAGACGAGUGGACAGGUUGAGGAUUGGUCACUUAAGCUGGACGAUGCAUUAUGGGCCUACAGAACAGCCUACAAAACGCCGCUGGGAACAACUCCCUAUCACCUGGUCUACGGUAAAGCAUGUCACCUCCCUGUCGAGCUCGAAUACAAAGCUGCAUGGGCAGUCAAGUUACUGAAUUUCGACAUCAAGCCAGCAACCGAGCGACGCAUGAUCCAAAUCCAUGAGCUGGAAGAGAUAAGGCACCUUGCCUAUGAAAGCUGCAAAAUUUACAAGGAGAAGACCAAGGCCUACCAUGACAAGUGCAUCAUUGCCAGACAUUUCGAACCAAACGGUAAGGUCAAAAAAAAAUCGGACACUUCAGUCAGAACAACCAAAGGACUGUUCUUCUGGUCGAACAACCCAUUGCCUGUUCCAGAUGUCGUUAAGAAAGAGAUUAUGAAACUUCUUGAAGCAGGUGUAAUCUAUGCCAUAUCUGAUAGUAAAUGGGUCAGCCCUGUUCAUGUAGUCCCUAAGAAAGGUGGGAUCACUGUUAUCACAAAUGAAAAGAAUGAAUUGAUCCCUACUAGGACAGUGACAGGACAUCGCAUGUGCAUUGAUUUCAGGAAAUUAAAUGCAGCAACUAGAAAGGAUCACUUCCCACUCCCUUUUAUUGAUCAAAUGCUUGAGAGAUUGGCUAACCACCCAUAUUACUGCUUUUUAGAUGGUUAUUCAGGUUUCUUUCAGAUCCCUAUCCAUCCAGACGAUCAGGAGAAGACGACGUUCCCCUGCCCCUACGGAACAUACGCUUACAGGAGAAUGCCAUUCGGCCUGCGCAAUGCGCCAGCAACAUUUCAGCGUUGCAUGAUGUCAAUCUUUACUGACCUGAUCGAAGACAUUAUGGAAGUUUUCAUGGACGAUUUCAGCCUCUAUGAAAGCUCCUUUAAUGUCUGUUUGUCAAACUUGUGCAGGGUACUAAAAAGGUGUGAGGAGAAACAUCCCGUGCUCAACUGGGAGAAGUGCCACUUCAUGGUCACAGAUGGGAUUGUUCGGGGGCACAAGAUCUCCGAGAAAGGAAUUGAGGUGGAUAAGGCAAAGAUCGAGGUGAUGAUGAGUUUGCAACCACCUGCAAAUGUGAAAGCUAUCAGGAGUUUCUUGGGUCACGCUGGGUUUUACAGACGGUUUAUCCAUGACUUCUCAAGGAUAGCGAGACCACUCACCAGACUGCUCUGCAAGGAGAUCAAGUUCGAUUUCGACAAUGAGUGUCUAGCUGCGUUCCACACCAUCAAAGGACCUCUAGUCAGCGCACCUGUUGUGCAACCGCCAGACUGGGAUCUCCCCUUCAAAAUCAUGACUGAUGCAUGCGACUUUGCAGUUGGAGCAGUACUUGGGCAGCGCAAGGAUAAGAAACUUCAUGUGAUCUAUUACGCGAGCAAAACUAUGGAUGAAGCUCAGUGCAGAUACGCCACAACAGAGAAAGAACUCCUGGCUAUUGUUUUUGCAUUCGAGAAGUUCAGAUCCUACCUGGUGGGAUCUAAGGUGAUUGUGCACACAGACCAUGCUGCUCUUAAGUAUCUACUCACAAAGAAAGAUGCGAAACCGAGGUUGUUAAGGUGGAUUCUUCUCCUCCAAGAAUUUGAUCUUGAGAUAAAUGAUAAGAGAGGAGUCGAGAAUGGGGUUGCAGACCAUCUGUCCAGAAUGAAGAUUGAUGACGACACAACUCUUGAUGAAGAACACCCAGUGGAACACGUCAAUGCGAUUGGUCUGCAUUUCGCGGAACAACCUCUGCGAAUCACAUCUGACUGCUCUAGCAUCGCGGAACAACCUCUGGGAAGGAGAUCUGAUUGUUAUCGCGUUGCGGAACAUCCAAUCGCCGUGAUCCAAAAGCAGUACUCUCACCUCCCGUGGUUUGCUGAGAUUGUGAAUUUUCUUGCUGCUGAAAAGCAACCUCUUAAGUUCACUGGAAACGACAAGAGGAAAUUUUUAAGGGAGAUGGCACACAUUAAGCAAUCAACCAAUAGAACGCGAGCGACCUGCACAAGCAGUACGCCACCCCCGCAAGCACGACAACAAACCUCCGCGACCUACCUAUGGCCCCGUGAACAAGAGGGUGAACCGAUUGAUCUCGACAGCCCACUGCUCUUGGACUUCAACUGCGAGGACUGGGAUAAGGGAACAACAGCGCGUUACAACGCCCUCCUCCGGGUUGACAUGUUACCCACUCGUUUCUGCCACGCGGAGACUCUGGCUGAUCUUGGGAUCGACGAGGACGUGUUCGGGACGCUACACGCCAUAGGGAUAGCUCCUCUGUGCUAUACAACACAUGAGCUCUACCCAGACCUUGCUCGCCAAGUGCUCGCCACCGCCACGAUCACGUACGAGGAUUCCAAUGCACCCUCUUACGCCAACUGCUCAUUCUCUUUCAUGGCCGAUGGAGAGUACUGCUCUUUGUCCCUCAACAAGCUCAAUGAGAUCUAUGAGACAGCCACUGAACCGAAGGGAGUAGCGGUCGCGAAAAAGUUCUCUCCUUCUAACGCCUUUUGGGAUUGCAUUGCGAAUGGGAACUUUACGCCCGGAAAGGCUUACCAGUCGCAGAUCAGGAACCCGGCGCUUCGGGUCAUUGCAAAGACCAUCUCAAACCUCCUGUUCGCUAAAGAUCUCACCUCGAAGGUCACCAACGGGGAGCUGCAAGCCCUGUACGCUGGUAUUGAGGAUGAAAUCCGAGCUUCUGGGUCCGGCAUUCUAAUUUAA
Messenger RNA from Brassica oleracea var. oleracea, 4122 nucleotides. RefSeq lists its product as uncharacterized. The coding region runs from base 1 to 4122 and encodes 1373 amino acids. The record is from RefSeq and is a predicted model, not a curated record. The transcript has 8 exons. Gene Ontology annotation, biological process: DNA integration. Gene Ontology annotation, molecular function: nucleic acid binding. Lineage: Eukaryota; Viridiplantae; Streptophyta; Magnoliopsida; Brassicales; Brassicaceae.